Molecule: messenger RNA, 498 nt
Organism: Bipolaris oryzae ATCC 44560
Lineage: Eukaryota; Fungi; Ascomycota; Dothideomycetes; Pleosporales; Pleosporaceae
Exons: 1
Coding region: 1-498 (165 amino acids)
Source: RefSeq, a predicted model, not a curated record
AUGCAAGCCCUAUCUAGCCAUCCAAUCAAAGACAAGCAGUCGAAUCGUACCCUUGGGCUCCAAUUGCUUCUCCUCUCUCUCUCUCUCUCUCUCUCUCCUUUGCCUUUUCACGCUUUCCACAACAGGUGCACUGUACUCCUCGCCAUAACCUCCCUCUUGCACUUGAACAACUACUCCUCGCCUUCCCCGCUCCCACCCCACCACCCCGCCCAUCUCUCCCUACUCUGCAUAAACAUUCCCUCCUCUCAUACCCUCCACUACAACGGCAUAAACAUGUUUCCCGUUCUGUCGUCCAUUUUCCUUCUACCGUCCUUCCAUACGUCCAUCUGCAUAAACACGGUCAAUUUCCACCUGACACACGCUUACCCUGCACAUUGGUUGACAUACCUCCACACCAACCUAAUCCAGCCAAUCACAGCCACCGCAAUGUUUCAAACCACAGAGGCAAAAGUAACCACGCCUCUUGUUUCUCCAUGUAUCUGUCGCCACUUGCCAUGA